AUGGGUCACAAGCAGUUCUUGUAUCGGCGAUUGUUCCUGCUCGGAACCUACCCAUUGCCAGCCUCUGUCCGCAACAAAACGCUACCCGGUGCAGCUUCCAAAUAUGUCGAUUAUGUACAUGUGACCUCAUUUGACGUGCAGAAGCAUAUGUGGACGGAUUGCUUUGCAAAGGCAAAUGCUCCCUAUCACCAGAUCCAGACAGGGAUCUUCACUUAUAUCAAAAAGGGCCUUCGUCCCAAGAAAAUUAUAUUGAUCGUUCCAUGGUUCGGUUAUGAUCAUACUUGCAAUCACUUUAUUGAGGCAGGUAGAUGUGAAAUACAUAAGAUAGCUUUUGAAGGAGCGCCCUGCAGUAAUGUCGGAGCAACCAGGAUCCCGUACAAAGAUAUCAUGCAACUUUUGCCCAAGUCAAUAUCCGGUAGGAUUUGGGAUGACGACCUGAAAGCCCCAUUUUUUGUCUACAAGAAUGCUCAGACGUUCCACGAGGUCUGGUACGACGAUCCAGAGAGCAUUUCAUUGAGGACGACUUUCUUGAAGAAGUUCAAGCUGGGAGGCAUUGGCAUGUGGAAUGCAGAGUUUGCCAACUAUAAUUCUGAUCCCAUUGCUGCGAUGAAAACUGAAGAGAUAUGGAACGCUCUCUGCCCUCCCUGAGAGAAACACCAAGC
Messenger RNA from Amblyraja radiata (thorny skate), 662 nucleotides. Its product is annotated as di-N-acetylchitobiase-like. Gene Ontology annotation, biological process: oligosaccharide catabolic process. The record is from RefSeq and is a predicted model, not a curated record. The transcript is spliced from 5 exons. NCBI's taxonomy places the organism in Eukaryota, Metazoa, Chordata, Chondrichthyes, Rajiformes, Rajidae. The coding region runs from base 1 to 648 and encodes 215 amino acids.